UUGAGGUUUAUGUUUAAACAUAUAAUCAGACUUCUCCAGGAUGUUCUUCAAUUCACAGGGUGUUUGUUUACUGUUGCUUCUAGGCAGUUUUGCAAGGGCAGAUGAGCCAAAGUGCGAGGAAGACUGUGCUGGCGGAUGGUGUAAAACCAUGUGCUAUUACCGACCACAGGGAGAUGGGACAGAUUUAAUUGAUACAUGCACACAGGAGGGAACUGAUACGGCUGAAUGUGCAGGAGGAGGAACUGUGCCUGGCAAUGGCAUAGCUACGGAGGAAGACUGCAAAAUUUAUGCCGCUGCUACCGAUAAGUGUGUUGCUUACAGAUUUAUUAAGCUGAAUCUGCCAGAUGGUGCAGGUGGUGUAAUAGUCAAAUAUGUUUGUGAGCUAUUGUCAGCAUGCAGAUCGAGAGGAGAUAUAACAGACGAACAAGCAGAACAACAGGAUUUUGUCGUAGGAAGCGGAAAGACAUGCGAUGAUCCAGCGGAUACAGUAAUUUGUCCUACAUUUCCCUUUAGUCCAGGGAAUAACAUAGUUCGAUGGAUAUGCGAAGAUAAAGAACAAACGAAUAAAAAUGAUCCUUAUUACUAUAAACAAGCCGUUGGAACUGUAUGUAAUCCAACACAUGAUUGCCAUGCUCCUCCAAUCACAUCAGCGACUAUGCAAGCCAAAUGUAUCGAGGAUCCAGAUAAUCUUGGAACUGGGAAAUGGGUAGAUGGAACUGAUGAAGCAAAAGAUCCUGCAGCUCUUGAAGCAUGUAAGUGCCCCACAUUAAGAAUACCAGAUGCCCUAGGAACUAAUCUAGCCUGCAAAGAGGAGCUAGAAGUAAAUAAUGGGGACUUCACAUUAGGAGUUGGUGGAGUGUCAAACGAAUGUGCUCUGUUUUGUGACAACUAUUUUAUAGCUGAUCUAACUUGUGAGUUUGCUAAGGACACCACUGCAGAAGUAAAAACAACCUGGGUGGCAUCCUGGGACGGGAACAGAAAUGAAGUAAAAAAAGACUGUCUUUCCUGUUGGGAAGGAGGAUGUCCAGAUAACCCUCCUAAAAUAUGAUUUUUACUUCCUGAAACAGUUUGUUUUCUCAAAAUUUGAUUGGCAAAAUAAAAUAGUUAAUUUUUAAACAUAUAAAUAAAUAAACAAACAAAUAGUGUAAGAUAUUUGUGCUAUUUUGGAAAUUGUGAGAAAUAAAUGUUUCCAAUUUUUA
Molecule: messenger RNA, 1199 nt
Organism: Eurytemora carolleeae
Lineage: Eukaryota; Metazoa; Arthropoda; Copepoda; Calanoida; Temoridae
Exons: 6
Coding region: 41-1048 (335 amino acids)
Source: RefSeq, a predicted model, not a curated record